Metarhizium robertsii ARSEF 23 is the source of this 603-nucleotide messenger RNA. RefSeq lists its product as uncharacterized. The coding region runs from base 1 to 603 and encodes 200 amino acids. The transcript is spliced from 3 exons. The record is from RefSeq and is a predicted model, not a curated record. Lineage: Eukaryota; Fungi; Ascomycota; Sordariomycetes; Hypocreales; Clavicipitaceae.
AUGGCAGCUAUGGCAACAGAUGACAUUUCCACCGUCUUUCUUAUCGGUCUCGUAAAGCUGUGGCAAAAUAAUCGAGAGCUUCGAAAGUACGAAGUUAUUGACGAGGAACGGCGGUCUCGAAUUACAGAGAUGAAGCACUGUGGGGUCCGCCACAUGAGCUACUCGAAUGUUCCGUUUGGAGUACGAGCAAUCGAACGCGGAGUCGAGGUUGAAGGGAUAUGGAUAGCCGGUUCCAGACCAGCAGAGGCUAGCCAGACUGCUUCCUCUGCUCCUUCGGCCAUCGAAGGCUCGAAACAGGCUGUCCCGGGCGGAGAAAAGGUAUACUACUGCUUGGAAGAUGCUCAGGAAAGCGUUGGCGAAUCGUCGAAUGCAGCAUUUACCCGCUCCAGUGCGCUAUCAGCACCCGAUGCGCACCAUGUGGCCGAGUAUUCCGACUACGCUGUGGAACACAACGACGAGAAUCAUGGCCAGGCACAGGCCGAGGUCGAGGGCAGUAUCACUGGACUCGAGUGUUGUCAACAACCUGCAGAACACGAGACAGGUUUACGGCUCUGCCCAGGUAUUCGUGAACAGGACGCAUCGCAGGCUGAACUCUGGGUUUGA